AUGGAUAUAGGUAACAGGCACACUUGCGAGUGGUGCGGCCGACCGUUCUCCUGGCCAUCCAGUUUAAGGCUCCACCAAAGAAUGGCGUGCGGGAAACCACCAAACUUCUGUUGCACCAUCUGCGAUUACAAAUCGAACUUUAAGGGAAAUUUGAAGAGGCAUUUAUUUUGUAAACAUAGGAUACAGAUAUGCACCCUUAUUCCCGAUCGUGAGGCCAAGGCUACACGUCUGCCCACGUUGCGGACAAAUGUAUUCCUGGGCGUCGAAUCUGCGGAAACAUCUGAAGAUGGGCUGUGGGAUGAUUCUGUAUAUCGUUGCAAAGUAAAGGAAGAAACGAUGGAAAUUUGUCUCAAUCUCGAGGAGAGAGGUGUCGAAGAGCGGCUCGUUGAAAAUCGGUUCGAAGAAAUUCGCGAGGACGAAGAGGGUGAGGAGGGGGGCGAAAUGGAGAAGCUCGAGUACAGAGGAGGGAAGAAGAAAAGGAGGCAGGAGUACAAGUAUUCGUGCCUGAGAUGCUUGAAGAGUUACAAGAGAAAGGGCCACCUGGUCGAGCAUCAGAAGAUAUUUUGCGGCAAGGAUAAACAACAAUGUUGCCCCUAUUGCGUUUUUCGCACGUACAAGAAGUCGAACUUGAAAAAGCACGUGAAUCGAAAGCACUGCGACGUUAUCGACUACGUCAAUAAUCAAUCGUCAGAGUGUUGUGAAGUUCGUGAGCUGAUCCUGUGGGAGGACUAUCAAAGAUUCGAGGCCGCGGCAAUCGGCGAAACGAGGCAGUUUCGUUCGGGGAGGUGCUCCUCGUCGUACGAGGCGAAUUAUUUCGGCCCUGGCCGCAAGCAUGGCCGGGUGUUCAGGAACAAAAGCAUGGAUCCUCUAGGGGACAGAUACAAGUGCUCGAAAUGCUCGAAAUCGUAUCGUUGGAAGCACCAUUUGAUGGAGCACGUAAAGGCAUCGUGCGGCCAGAAGAAGGCCGAGUGCUGCCCUUACUGUAGUUACAGGAGCAAUCGAAAGUGGAAUCUCAAGUCUCAUAUGAAGAGGAUUCACGCGGACGUAUAA
Apis dorsata (giant honeybee) is the source of this 1050-nucleotide messenger RNA. RefSeq names its product zinc finger Y-chromosomal protein 2-like. Gene Ontology annotation, cellular component: nucleus. Bases 1 to 1050 code for a protein of 349 amino acids. Lineage: Eukaryota; Metazoa; Arthropoda; Insecta; Hymenoptera; Apidae. The record is from RefSeq and is a predicted model, not a curated record. Gene Ontology annotation, molecular function: DNA-binding transcription activator activity, RNA polymerase II-specific; RNA polymerase II cis-regulatory region sequence-specific DNA binding. Gene Ontology annotation, biological process: regulation of transcription by RNA polymerase II. The transcript is spliced from 5 exons.